This is a messenger RNA of Lepisosteus oculatus (spotted gar), 3424 nucleotides long. Lineage: Eukaryota; Metazoa; Chordata; Actinopteri; Semionotiformes; Lepisosteidae. The record is from RefSeq and is a predicted model, not a curated record.
GGUCAAUUGUGUUCUGCUCUUCCCUACUGAGCAAACAGUUUAAAUGUGUAAUUCAACAUGCCAAAACCCUUCAUUCUCAAAAUGUUUGUUGCGGGUCUCCUGCAUGGAACAGAGAUGGGAGAGGCAGUGAUUUCAAGUUUAAAAUAACAAUAAAAAACAUUGCCGAGGUUCUCGUCGAAAGCAUUACUUGAAGAAACACAAAGACACGCAUGUAAGCUAACAAAGAAGAGGAGGAUUUAAAGAAGACGUGACUAUGGGUUGUAUAAAGAGUAAAGAGGACAAAGGCCCAACGAUGAAAUACAGGCCUGAAAACACUACGGAGUCUGUCAGUGCCCAUGUCGGUCACUAUGGCCCUGAUCCCACCCAGCUGAACCAGUCUCCAGCCCUAAAGGGACCAGCAAGUAACUACAACAGUCAUUCCAUGACUCCAUUUGGAGGGUCUUCUUUGAUGACUCCUUUUGGAGGUGCAUCCUCCUCUUCCUUUUCCUCUGCUGUGACAAACCCUUUUCCAGGAUCUGCUACAGGUGGGGUUACAUUUUUUGUGGCCUUGUAUGACUAUGAAGCUAGAACUUCAGAUGACCUUUCAUUUAAGAAAGGUGAUAGGUUCCAGAUUAUUAAUAACACGGAGGGUGACUGGUGGGAAGCAAGGUCCAUUAAUACAGGGAAGAAAGGAUACAUUCCUAGUAAUUACGUGGCUCCGGCAGACUCCAUUCAGGCAGAAGAGUGGUACUUUGGAAAAAUGGGACGCAAAGAUGCAGAACGGCUGCUGUUGAAUCCAGGAAACCAGAGAGGCACUUUCUUAGUGAGAGAAAGUGAAACUACUAAAGGUGCUUAUUCCCUUUCCAUUCGGGACUGGGAUGAGAUGAAAGGAGACAAUGUGAAACACUACAAAAUCCGAAAACUUGACAAUGGGGGCUACUACAUUACAACAAGAGCACAAUUUGAAACACUACAAAAGCUGGUCAAACACUACACAGAACAUGCUGAUGGAUUGUGCCACAGACUGACAACAGUGUGUCCUACUGUGAAGCCACAGACACAAGGUCUAGCAAAGGAUGCCUGGGAGAUUCCUAGAGAAUCCUUGAGAUUGGAGGUGAAACUUGGGCAGGGAUGCUUCGGAGAAGUGUGGAUGGGAACAUGGAAUGGAACUACAAAGGUUGCCAUUAAAACUCUAAAGCCUGGGACAAUGUCGCCUGAGGCCUUCCUGCAGGAGGCACAGAUCAUGAAGAAGCUCAGGCAUGAUAAACUAGUACCUCUGUAUGCUGUGGUUUCUGAGGAGCCCAUUUACAUUGUCACUGAAUACAUGGCUAAAGGAAGUUUACUAGACUUUCUGAAGGAAGGGGAGGGGAAACUCCUCAAGCUUCCACAGCUGGUUGACAUGGCUGCACAGAUUGCUGAUGGCAUGGCUUUUAUUGAGAGAAUGAACUACAUACACCGAGAUCUGAGAGCUGCCAACAUUCUUGUAGGAGACAACCUAGUGUGUAAGAUUGCUGAUUUUGGACUGGCAAGACUAAUUGAAGAUAAUGAAUAUACUGCGAGACAAGGAGCCAAAUUCCCCAUUAAAUGGACAGCACCUGAAGCUGCUUUGUAUGGCCGCUUUACCAUUAAAUCAGAUGUGUGGUCCUUUGGCAUCCUGCUGACAGAGCUGGUUACUAAGGGACGAGUUCCAUACCCAGGUAUGGUGAACCGUGAAGUGCUGGAGCAAGUCGAGCGUGGCUACAGGAUGCCCUGUCCCCAGGGGUGCCCAGAGUCUUUACAUGAGAUGAUGAAGUUGUGCUGGAAGAAAGAGCCAGAUGAGAGACCAACUUUUGAGUACAUCCAGUCUUUCCUGGAAGAUUAUUUCACAGCUACAGAGCCUCAAUACCAGCCAGGGGACAACCUAUAAUUGUUGCAUACAGCCAAUCAGGUCUCCUCAUUUCAUCCUUCAGUUAUGGUUCCUGGAAACGAAAUGGCUGUGCUUUCCUUAUUAAAGGCAAACUGGAAUUUGUUGUUAUACACAAACCACUGUUUUUCCAUUUGUUUUAUUUCAAACACUAAUCAUGGACAUGUACCAGAUUCAGGGGCUGAAGGUAUUGGUUUGUAUAAAGUUUUCUCCUUUUUUGUAGCAGAUUCAAAUGUAAAUGUUAAAGUGACCAAUAUUUGACUGUACUAUCUUUAAAUCCUGUUGAAUCAUGAAUGCUUUGCAUUACUCUGUGACCUAUCAGUAAGCUUUCCUGGAGAACAUUGUUGAUCCUUUCAAGGAAGAUGAUUAUGUGUAUUGAGCAUAACAACUUUGAAAUCUUAUUUUUUAAUUAAGCUAAAUUGAAAUGGGAGUGUAAACGCCCUGCUUUCAGGACUGCUUUCAUCAUUUCAACUGGAAGAUAUAUAUUUUUUUCUUUGAUCUAAAUAGGUGGUUUUGGUAGCAGAGCUGAGUAGGUGAACUAAUUUUUUUUUAUCUUUGUUGAUUUAAGUGUGAUUUUGAGAACUUGUAAACAAUUCUGUGCUAAGGGGUUCAAAAGAACUUUCUGAAAUUCCUUCCCAGUCAUGAAUGUUUUUUGAAAAAGCAUUUAUAACACUAAGACGAAAAAGGAUUUUCAAGGUAAAGUGUCGUAAUUUAUGGCUGCUGAUGACAUUGACCAAGUACUUUGAACAGAAAAUAUGGUGGCAGGAAAAAGUACACAUUUUUACAGUCUGAUACUAGAAGAUGUUCGGCAUCAAUUGACAAUAGUACAGAGGUAUUCCAGGUUUCUGAUACGCUCCACAAAUCCAGCACUCCAUUCUAAGCAUUUCUCUGCGAACAUUGCAGUGUUCAUGACUAUAACUCAAGUGGCAGGGAUAUCUACAGAAACGGUUUUACCAUUUCCUAAUGAAACAUGUUCUUUUGUAUUGUUUCUUUAUGGUAAUCCAGAAACAAAUGUACACCAAUAAACCAGCCAAAUAAAAUGAACCAGUAUAGAAAGAAAAUAUUUUUUUAAAAAACUGUUAUUUAAGUGUCACUUCUUUAAAGGGUUUUUUUUUUUUAAGUAACGACUCCCUCAAUGUUAAAGUGAUUGGUGAACACUAAGCAAUAACUUUACAAUGUGCUCAUGCCCUGUUUGAACUGUAAUGCAGGAUUCAGUUAAUUGUUUUGUGUGCAUUUUAUUUUAGAAAUGUAGUAUAUGUAGUUUACAAUCUGUGGAAUCAUACUUAGCAUUUCAAACUGUGGCUGUAAAGUGAGAAGUGAACUGGGUUAGUUUCUGUAAAGUGAAGUCUAGUUCUGGGUGUGCUGAAACUCUUUCUGAGUGUUUACACAAGGUUUUGGUAGUGCUGAAACCCUGAACCAAACCAACCCUCUUAAAGAGUGCCAUUGUUUGUAUGUGUCUUUAUCCUCAUCCUUCUCCGUUAACCUAUGAUCGUGGGUUUUAAAAGGGCUUUGUACAAAGUUGUGAAAACCUAAGUUUUUUUU